Pseudovirgaria hyperparasitica is the source of this 1715-nucleotide messenger RNA. Its product is annotated as rab GTPase activator. Gene Ontology annotation, biological process: protein transport; vesicle-mediated transport; small GTPase-mediated signal transduction. The coding region runs from base 64 to 1467 and encodes 467 amino acids. Gene Ontology annotation, cellular component: cytoplasm. The record is from RefSeq and is a predicted model, not a curated record. Gene Ontology annotation, molecular function: Rab GDP-dissociation inhibitor activity. The transcript is spliced from 8 exons. Lineage: Eukaryota; Fungi; Ascomycota; Dothideomycetes; Acrospermales; Acrospermaceae.
UCUAUUUUCAUACACUCCUCCUACCUACGUACAACUCGAGGUUCGAAAGACCGUGUCAUCAUUAUGGACGAGAUUGCGCCAGAAUACGACGUCGUAGUCCUUGGGACUGGUCUCACGGAAUGUGUUCUCUCAGGCGUUCUUAGCGUAAAAGGCAAGAAGGUCCUGCAUAUUGACAGGAACGACCAUUACGGAGGCGAGGCCGCGUCAGUCAACAUCGAAGCACUUUACAAGAAAUACGGAAACUACAACAAGGGCGAAGAACCAUGGAAGAAAUAUGGGCGUGCGAACGAUUGGAAUAUAGAUCUUGUUCCUAAACUCCUUAUGGCGAAUGGAGAGCUCACCAAUAUUCUUGUUUCGACCGAUGUGACAAGAUACCUCGAAUUCAAGCAAAUUGCCGGAAGCUACGUUCAACAGGGCAACGGAGCCAAAGCUACUGUGGCCAAGGUCCCCUCCGAUGCGGGUGAAGCAUUGAGGUCUUCACUCAUGGGCAUUUUCGAGAAGAGACGUGCCAGAAACUUCUUGGAGUGGGUCGGUGCAUACAAAGAGGACGACCCUGCUACACACAAAGGAAUGAACUUGAACGACAUCACCAUGAAGGACGUCUACGAUAAGUUCGGAUUGGAACCAAACACUCGAGACUUCGUUGGCCACUCGAUGGCACUGUUCACAACGGAUGAUUACCUGAACCAGAAGGGUAUGGCACAGGAUGCUGUUCAACGUAUUCGCCUAUACGUUAACUCGAUGGCUCGAUACGGAAAAUCGCCGUACAUCUAUCCUCUAUACGGCCUCGGUGAACUUCCGCAAGGAUUUGCUCGCCUUUCUGCCAUUUACGGCGGAACCUACAUGCUCAAUACGGACGUUGACGAGUUCCUGUAUGAUGGCGGCAAAGUGUCGGGCAUCAAAGCUACUAUGAAAGAGCGGGACCAACCUGGGGAGGGCAUGAAGUUUGAAACCAAGUGCAAGAAGAUCAUAGCAGACCCUUCAUACUUCUCCGAUAAGGUUCAGGUAACUGGACACCUCAUUAAGGCCAUCUGCAUACUUGAUCACCCAGUCCCGAAUACUGACAACAGUGAUUCAUUCCAACUGAUCAUCCCCCAGUCCCAGGUUGGUCGCAAACACGACAUCUAUGUUGCGUGUGUCUCGUCUGCACACAGCGUCUGUCCUAAGGGUUACUACAUUGCUAUUGUCUCGACGAUUGCGGAAGGAGACAGCAACCACCACCUUGAACUACAGGCUGGCUUUGACAGGCUUGGCAAGAUAGAGGAGAAAUUCAUGGGACCAUCCAUCCCACUUUAUGCCCCUAAGGAGGAUGGCACGUCCGACAAUAUAUUCAUCUCAAAGAGCUAUGAUGCUACGAGUCAUUUUGAGACCACAACAGAUGACAUCCGAGACAUCUACAACCGAGCUGAGGGUGAGGAAUUGAAGGUCGAGGGACUGAGAGAAGGACAGAACCUGGCCGCGGAAUGAUUUGUUGCAUUGUGAUUGCUAUGUUGAUAUUGUGAACUCGGGCACUGCACGAGAGAAGUAGAUUGCGCAUCGAAUUUUUCAUCGUGACUUGGUCGGACUUCUGGGCCGCAUACCUAUCCGUGUGCCACGACAGGAAAACAAAUGAAACCUAUAAAUGCAGUGUCUUCCGUAACGACUUUGAUGUGGCUUAUGCAGAUUAUCUGCACGACCUUGAUGAUUUGUGAGAUACUAAUAGAUCUGACCGAUAG